Oryza brachyantha (malo sina) is the source of this 1264-nucleotide messenger RNA. Its product is annotated as auxin-responsive protein SAUR50-like. The transcript has a single exon. The record is from RefSeq and is a predicted model, not a curated record. Gene Ontology annotation, biological process: response to auxin. NCBI's taxonomy places the organism in Eukaryota, Viridiplantae, Streptophyta, Magnoliopsida, Poales, Poaceae. Bases 65 to 427 code for a protein of 120 amino acids.
GUCGUCACCACCACCACUACCAACCACCACGAACAGCUUGAGGUGCCUGCUCGAUCCGGCGGCAAUGGCGAUCAAGAAGGGCGGCGCGGCGGGGCUGAAGCAGAUCCUGAAGCGGUGCUCGAGCCUGGGGCGGCGGCAGCAGCAGCAGCAGAGCGGGCGGUGGGAGGAGGAGGAGGAGGAGGUGGAGGAGGAGACGUCCGGGCUGCCGUCCGACGUGCCGAGGGGCCACUUCGCGGUGUACGUCGGCGAGCGGCGGCGGCGGUUCGUGGUGCCCAUCGCGCUGCUGGACCGGCCGGAGUUCCGCUCCCUCCUCCGCCGCGCCGAGGAGGAGUUCGGCUUCGGCGGCGCCGGUGCCGGCGGCCUCCUCGUGCUCCCGUGCGAGGAGGUCGCCUUCCGCUCCCUCACCUCCUCCCUCCAGUACUCCUGAACCCGGUGAACAACGCCGGCCGCCGCCGCCGCAACUGUACACUAGCUAUUCGUCCGUCCAUUGCUCCGGCGAGCUAGCUAUCUAGCAAUGGAGAUCAUCACUAGUACCGUGUAAAUAUAAACCAUUCAUCGAUCGAUUGCUCGGAGUCUGAGCUGAGCUAGCGGCGCAUGCGCGGGUCAGCGCGCGCCCUAGCUAGCUAGCUAGCUCGAUCGCCAUUGGAGAGAGGUAGACGAAGACGAAGACGACGAACUUGGAGCUAGCUAGCAGAAGCUGGUCUCGUUGCAUGUUUCAUGGAGACGUUUUUGUGAGUGAUGUGUUCUUCUUCUUCGAACACCUGAACUGAGAACCAUCAUUCACUUAGUGUUUUUUUUCUCCUUCUCUGUACAUGCAAGGUAAUUAAUUAUUAAUUAAUGGCCGGCUAAUUAAGUACAUAGGUAGCUAGCUAUAGAUAGAGAUAUAUUGUCCAAAAUGCAAUUAUGCAUGCAUGCAUUAAUUCUUGAUAUGUAUACGUCGAUCUCCAAUUAGUUGACAUUUUGAUUGCAAAGAGAGUACUGCUCGUAAUGAUAAUUAAUGGCGAUGAGCUUGAAAAGGUAGCUAAGGCUGCAGCAGCCAGGGUGUAUAUGUGGCAAUGUACAUAUAACGACAUGUGUGUGUGAUAUAUGUGAGAUGAUAUCAGUAAUUACCUGCAGCUAGCUAGCUUUCGGGCUUAAUUGCCGGCCGGCCGUCGAGAACGUCUCAACGUGGGUGUGUUGAGUGCAGAGAGCUAGCCUAAUUUAUUUUUCUGGUCAUUCAUUUUGGCGAUCGCCGUGUACUUGUAUACAACACAAGCGAGGUGUA